ACAAUGAUGAAUUAAUGAGUUUAAUGAAUACAGCCCAAUUUAACCAUAAUGAAGAUCAUGGGCCCUUUGGUUUAGAAAGGGGUCAUGGCUGGUGUGGUUUUCAGGUACACACACGUAGCGAUUUCUUCCCCCCCCCACCCCGACUGCAUUACUAAUGAAGGCAGCCAAAACCUUUUGAGUGAGGCCUCUGACUGGCUCUCAGGGGCCUCAUACUACAGAGACACUGAACUACACAAACAGCUGAGACCCAUAAUGCUCGGUGCCUCUGCCAGCCUCAUUCCCUAGUGCCAUAAUCGCAAAAAGAGUCGUUAUCGCUUAGCAAACAGCUGUUGGAUUGCACCUGUUGGCCAGCCAAAAACACGGGACAUCAAACAUUGCACCUACAUCACGCGCGCCAAGAUUCUUUAUAAACUUUACAAGCGGGUGCUUCAAAAUCUAAUGAAGACCAGCAGAGUCAGUAUCCAGUCUGCUUCCUUCUUGGGAAAAGGCAGCAGGGGCAGGCGAUAAGCCUGUUUGCCGUGCUGUCAUCGGAUGCGUGUCCAAGACGUGUUACCUCACCUCGGUACAUCACGGCGCCCAUGUGUACCUCUCAGGCGUCUCUAAGCAACACCUGACAGCUUAGGCCACUGACAGAGAAUCGUUUCAAACCCAUAUCGAAGGCACACUGAAUCAUAAUGGAAGAGGAACGGGCAGCAAGGUUACGUGAUCGCGAGGGCAUUGCUCUACCAACACCAUCUCGCGUUCUCGCUAGUAGCCUUGAACAGGAAUGCUACAGUGGAAAUUCAUCUUCAAAAAAGCCAACAGAAAAUAUAAGCUAACCUGUCAGGGGAAACCAAGACCUGGUGGUAAAGGGGAACCCGGUCUGAAAGCAUGGCCUCUCCGCUGUACUGCUUCCUUUAAUUCUGUAGUCUGCACCAUGAUGAACGUCUCAUGCGUGUCCCAGGCCUCCAAUGUGACCACAGAAACACUGGGAGGUCACCAAAUAUGGGAGGUAGUGGUGAUCGUCCUCAUCACCGGCCCCCUUUCUCUGGCCACCAUCAUCGGCAACCUGCUAGUCGUGAUCUCGAUUCGGGUGAACAGACACCUGCACACGGUCAACAACUACUUCCUGCUCAGCUUGGCUGUGGCAGACCUCAUCCUGGGAGCCAUCUCCAUGAACUUGUACACCACUUACAUCAUUAUGGGUCGCUGGGCUCUGGGGAACCUCGCCUGCGAUAUCUGGCUAGCCAUCGACUACGUCACCAGCAACGCGUCCGUCAUGAACCUGCUGGUCAUCAGCUUCGACCGUUUCUUCUCCGUCACCCGGCCCCUCACUUACCGGGUCAAGCGUACCCCCAAGAGGGCAGCGAUUAUGAUCGGCCUGGCUUGGACCGUCUCCUUCGUGCUGUGGGCACCUGCCAUCUUGUUCUGGGAGUACAUUAUGGGAAAGAGGACUGUGGACGAGGGGAGAUGCUCCAUCCAGUUCCUGUCUGAGCCCAUUAUCACGUUUGCUACAGCCAUCGCCGCCUUCUACCUCCCUGUGACCAUCAUGAUUGUCCUCUACUGGCGCGUCUACCGGGAGACGAAGAAUCGUAGCCGUGACUUGUCAAGCCUGCUGGGCUCAGUGGGGAGUCGGGGACCUUCGCAAGCAUCCACUUGGCCACGAGCCUACACCAGCAGCAACAGGAGUAGCAUACGCAUCUCCAGGGAGACUCCGGCCAGAGAGAACCUCGGCAGAGACGGACACCCAGGCGUCUUCUCCAUCAGAGAGAAGAUUCCCUGGCUCAUCCGGGGAAGGGGAGCGAUGACCCCAUCACCCCGUACGGGGGUGAGCCACAGCAGCUGGCAUCUAGGAGAGGAAGACAUCUCCAGCUGCCCUUCCUCGGAGGAGGAGACAGAGAAGGAUGCUAAACCAUUGGGCACCGUGAUGGUGUGCCUGCCCCUAAUUCAUGUGAGUGACGUGCACGGUAAUAUGAGACGGGACUUUGGGGACAAGCCUCGGAGUUCACGAGCAAGGCAGCUGGGCAGUCUGUCCUCCCUCAACACGGACAACGCGCCCCCCUCAAGCCGUCCCAAAACACCCAACGCCAAAAGGCGCAGCAUGAUCGUCAAGGAAAAGAAGGCCGCUAAGACCCUGACCGCAAUCCUGCUGGCCUUCAUUCUGACCUGGACGCCCUACAACAUCAUGGUCCUCGUGUCCAUCUUCCACUGUGUGCCCAAGAGGCUUUGGGAGCUCGGCUACUGGCUCUGCUACGUCAACAGCACAGUGAACCCUGUGUGCUACGCCCUCUGCAACAAGUCCUUCCGGGUGACCUUCAAGAUGCUGCUGCUCUGCCGCUGGGACAGGAGGAAGUGGCGCAAGACACAACAGAGUGCCCCCCCGUCCUUCAGGCCGCACACCAGCAGUACAGUCUGAGUGUCCCGGGGGGGGUCAAUCUGCAGCCAGAGCCCCGUUUGAGGGGCCUGGUUCGCCUGCCAGGAAGGUGGUCUGGAUCUUCUUCAAACACUCCAGUUACUAAACACAAAGAAGAUUCCACAUUUGUAGGGUGCAUGUAAGUCAUGGAGGCCCGCCAUAUGCAGCCUGAGUGUGUGUGUGUAUAUGUGGGACAUAUUUUAUAUAUAUGCACUCAGGCAUUAACAAGACGAAUGAAGUCAGAGACUGAUGCAUAUUUCAUGAGUUCAUGAAAUAUUUAACCAGUUAAUGUACAAGAAACGGAAUAAAGGAAGAAAAUUGGAAUGACGAUGUGUACAGGAGCAAAACCUAGACGCGGCUGUGUGGGAUGCAUUUUCAGUGCGUUUGUACCUAUAAGGUUAUAAUGUCACUUUCAGCAGAGAUGUCAAACUGCCCGCGGGCUCGCCUGUAAUGUAACACACCGCCAUACGAUUUCAGUUAUUUAAGGUCUAUUUAUGCAAUUGUCAAGCGAACGCGUCGUGAAUGUAAGCAUACAGUGCAAAUAAA
Molecule: messenger RNA, 2938 nt
Organism: Paramormyrops kingsleyae
Lineage: Eukaryota; Metazoa; Chordata; Actinopteri; Osteoglossiformes; Mormyridae
Product: muscarinic acetylcholine receptor M1-like
Biological process (GO): G protein-coupled receptor signaling pathway, coupled to cyclic nucleotide second messenger; cognition; regulation of locomotion
Cellular component (GO): plasma membrane; synapse; dendrite
Molecular function (GO): G protein-coupled serotonin receptor activity; G protein-coupled acetylcholine receptor activity
Source: RefSeq, a predicted model, not a curated record